AGUCGGUGGAGGCUGCACGUGGGCUGAAACUUGAAACUUUCAGGCCCGGCCAUGGAUACGCCACUCAGGCGCAGCCGACGGCUGGAAGGCCUAAACCCUGAAUCCCCCGAGACCCCCAGCUCAGUUUUGAGGGCGAGACGGGCCCUUGUGGAGUUCAGGUCGGAUCCAGAAGAAACGAAGGAGCCCGGGUCUCCGAGUGCGCGGCAACCCGACCUGGAGUCCCCCCGCUGUCAGCCGGAGACAAGCCCGGAAUCACCUAUUCUACGGCAGGGUGCAGGUUUGGGGUCCCCCGGAAGGGAGCUGGAGCCGGGCCCAGGGUACCACCAGGUUCAGCAAGAUCCAGGCGUGGAGUCGCCCCAAACGCUUCCGGAGUCGGGUCCACAACCCCCCGGAUUUCAGCCAAAGCCAAGUGGGCAGUCAGCAAAGUUCUCCCAAACCCAAGAAGAACUGGACUCGGAGUUGGCCCUGAGUAAGAAGGAGCUGGCCUCGGGGUCUCCCCAACAUCAGCUGCAGCUGGGCCCAGGAUCCCCUGAGCCUUACCCGGCUCAGCAAGCGCCGGGUCCGGAGCCCUCGCGACCACUACAGGAGCCGACAGCCCAGUCACCCGGCUCCCCCCAGGGUCAGCACGAGCCGAGCAAGCCACCUUCCGCCGGGGAGACGGUGAAAAGCGGCCAAGGGGCAAAGAAGCGGGCAGGUUGUUCAGCCCAGGCCCCAGCGUCCAAGAAGUUGAAGGAGGGGAAGGAGGUUCCUGUAAUCCCUAAGGGAAAGCCCAAAUCCGGGCGGGUGUGGAAGGACCGCUCCAAGAAAAGGUUCUCCCAAAUGGUUCAGGACAAGCCCCUGCACACAUCCUGGCAGCGGAAGAUGAAGGAGCGGCAGGAGAGGAAGCUGGCCAAGGACUUCGCCCGGCACCUAGAGGAGGAAAAGGAGAAACGCCGGCAGGAGAAGAAACAGCGCCGGGCCGAGAACCUGAAACGCCGCCUGGAGAAUGAGCGGAGGGCAGAGGUUGUCCAAGUGAUCCGAAACCCUGCCAAGCUCAGGCGGGCGAAGAAGAAGCAGCUUCGCUCCAUUCAGAAGCGGGACACGCUGGCGCUGCUGCAGAAGCCACCCCAGGGGUCAGCAGCCAAGAUGUGAGCGCCGGACAGCCCAGAGGCCUUCUGUGGCCAACCGCUGUGUCAGACUCGCCCUCGUCGGGCCACUGGGCCACUGGUCACAUGCCUCUGCGGGGCACGGCACUCCGGCGCUAGCACCACCCCACCCCACCCCACCCCAGAGGGGCUCUGAGCCUUCCAGGGCUCUCAAGCCCAGAGGGAACCUGCGGCCUGGAAGAGACUGGAGGAGGGAAGAGUUUCAGCCCCGACCCCCGCCUCCUUCCUCCUCUCGCCUCCUUCAUCAAGCGCCUUGCAACCAUGAAGGGUAAAUUCUCUGGUUCCUUGGGAGCUAACAACUGGAGGGUGACUCUCUAAAAUGUGUAUUUCGUCUCAAGGUCGUGGGUCCGACCCAGGCCAGGAGGCUGCAGUCAGGAACCAGUCCCCCUCGCACCAUCCCAAAGGCUGCUUGGGGUGUCUCUGCAGCCCACUGGCCCUGUCACCCAGCCAACUAAACCUGGCUUCCCUGACUUUUCAACACUGAAAGGAGGUUUCAGGGAGUGAGGUCCCCCCCCCCCCCCCCCAGCUCCCUCUCGCCUGUGCCGGACUCUGCAGAAGCCCCACGGAUCUGAUUCACUCAUGCCAUUCAGUCUGUAACAAAUAUUUAUUGAAUGCCUGUUGUGUACAGGCACAAUUCUAGGUAUCGGGGAAUACAGAGGCCCCUGCCCACAAGGAGCUUUCAUUCUGAUGAAAAAACAUAAUAAACAGAAAUGGUAUUGUGUUAGA
Messenger RNA from Callorhinus ursinus (northern fur seal), 1871 nucleotides. It is a transcript of the gene CCDC86, whose product is annotated as coiled-coil domain containing 86. Gene Ontology annotation, cellular component: nucleolus. Lineage: Eukaryota; Metazoa; Chordata; Mammalia; Carnivora; Otariidae. The record is from RefSeq and is a predicted model, not a curated record.